This is a messenger RNA of Symbiodinium natans, 5910 nucleotides long. The record is from the annotation of a GenBank genome assembly. Lineage: Eukaryota; Dinophyceae; Suessiales; Symbiodiniaceae.
AUGCACCAGGAGCUGCUUUGGGCGGACAAGGCUGCCGUGCCGGUGGUUCCAUUCUACGACGGCGAUCGGCUGGCUCCCGAAGAGUACGAUGUGUGGAAGCAAGAGUUCAGCUUCCUGAAGCGCGCGCCCGUGGUCUACCAUCGCCGCACCCACAUGCGGGUGAAGGACAGCCUCGUGGUAGCCCUUCAAGAGGCCAUCCAGGACUCCUACCAGCUGACAGGCGUCCACAUGCCCCCGGCCCUGUCGGAGCUGCUGGAAACGCAGGCGUCGCGCGCCCAGAAGCGCCAGCAGCGCGCGGACCGCGCGCGGGCGCCCGCGCAAAAGGACAGCGACGAGGAGGUCGAGGAGAUGAGGACGGUGAAGAGCACCAGCCCCAUGUCGGAGAAGCGCUUCCGGUUCCGUGACGAGGAGGUGGAGGACGACACGAGCCCCACGGGCGUCACCCGCUUCCUGAAGACGCUGCGGGAUCCCAUGGGCUGGAAGGAGCAGGAGAUGCGCACUGCGCUGCUCCAGGAGGAGCACGAGGCAGGUGCAGAGGAGGGCCGGCAUGAGCCGCAGCACCAUCGCCUCAAGCCAGGGGGCGGCAUCCUCAAAGGGAACAGCGAGGGAGCGGUUUCGCCACACCGCAGCGCCCCAGCGGCUGAUCAGAUGCCCGUGGAUCCGAAAAUGCAGCAGGGGGUCGGCAGGGUGCAGGAGUACCUCUCAUCCGUGAAGAAGGAAGACGUGAAGCAGCUCCCGACAGCAGCUGGAGCUUGGAGCCGUGGGCUCAAGCUCCCCGCUACCAUACCCAUGAAAGAGGACUCGGCCGAUGGAACUCCCAGCACACUGGAUGCAGGUUUCAAUGGAAGUACAUCGUCGGAUCCGAUCGCAGGCGGCAAUGCCUGCAACACACGAUUCCUCGUCAUCUCUCACGGCAGCGUCGACAACGCCCUGGCGACCUGCUUGCUGUACAACUUCCUGAGCAGCAUCACCGAGGCGACCGACCUCGUGCGAAGCAGCGAGACGCUAGAGAAAGAAGUCGCGGUAUCGGCUCUGGAGUCGCUGAAAUGGGAGGGAGUUUCGUUCACGCUCUUCUACCUGGGCCCAUGCUCUACUUCCGAGCAUGAGACGCCCUCUUGGACGUUCCGAGACGACGAGGUGCUGAGCUUGGAGGACUUCGGGAGUCUCCUCAACCCAGAAGCCGAGGUGGUGGUCUACGCCUCGGCGCGGUGUGCCAACUUCCCGUGCCGCAGCAAGGAGGACGGCAAGGCCGCUCGGUCCGUCUUCCGCCCAGCACCUGCGGACCAGAUCCAUCGGUACAUUUCGAAUCUGGUCUUCUUGCACUUGGGGGUCCCGCGCAGCAAGCUGCAGGUGGAGAUUCCCAUCGCACACGUCAUCGCAGAGAUCCACGAGGACGAGAGGAUGAUCAAGUUAAUGAGCUUUCAGAAUGAGCGGGCUGUGCUUCUGGUGGCGAAGGUCCUAGCCAAGUGGUCGCGCAUGUUGCGUUCGGGGGGAGAGAAGAAGUACGAGCUGCUCUGCGAGCAGCUUUUGGAUGUGAGUGCCUACCCAGUGAAGGAGGUUAGUAUUCGGGCGGUCCCGGCUCAACCAUCAGAUGUGGACAGUCUGGUCCAUAGACGCGACCCAGGACGCGUGGUCAACGUAUUGAUCUUGGGCAGCGAAGGAGACGAAGGACACGAAGUGGUUGCGUCCGUGUCAAUGUGGGAGAAGUUUUUUCGGUGGCAGGGCUGCGUGGUGCGAGUCCUCUGCAGCACCGUCGGCUUGGAGUUAGAGACCGCCCACACGGCUAUCAUGGAUCUGUUUCAGCAGUCGGCGGGAGACCUUGUCCUGAUUUUCGCAGGGCACGGAGAAAACCUGUCUGGCGAUUGGACCUUCGCGGACGGCAAGAUGACACUGGAUUCCUUGUCGAGCCUCUGGGAUUGCUGGCGCAAUCGUUCUGCGGAUCCGCACAGGAAGUUUGUGCUGAUUUCCGAUUGCUGUGAGUCCCACGCCUGGCUUGAGGGGGUUAGCAAGAAGAGGCCUGACUGGAUAUACCAAGCUGCUGCCCGCUGCGAGAGUUGGGGUGCCGAGUUUGCCGGCUUCUUCGUCCUGUCCCAAGUGGCGUGCGCGGGAGAGGGACACCAACACGAAACGGGCUGCAGCAUAACGUUGAGUGGUGAUGGCCGUCAUGACAGCUUACAGCUCCCAGCCUUCUACCGCCGAGGUGGGCGAACUGUGGAAUUGUGCUCCGGCCUCGUCAUCCGUCUCCAAGGAAGGAGCUGGCAAGAUCAGACCAGGGCUUGGGAGAAUGAGGGGAGGAAGGCAGACGCGGAGGGGGAGGACGAGGUGGGCCUGAAUAGUGCCAUGCACCAGCUGAAACUCCCGACGCUGCGGCAGUUUGUGCUGGAGGCGUUGGCCCAUUUCCCGAGCAUCCGGGAGCACGCAGGCUUUGUAAACCUCCUGUUGGAGCUCACACUAACCGUGCACGUACGUGGCGAACGCAGCAAUGUCGACGUGGCCGACGAGGCACUCUGGCCUGGGAUCAUGCAAGUCUUGAGGCAUUCUUCCUCCAGCGACGCAGUGUCCCGCGAAAUCAGGUCGCGGCAGAUCGUCUCCCAGCUGAAGGGCAUCAAGGACAUCGUUAAGGCGAUGACGUCCCACACGAGCAGCGUGGCACUGCAGACUCACGGCUGCGGCUGCCUCUAUGCCCUGUCGUGCUUCAGGGCCGACAACCCAGAGAAGGACACCAACUCGGUGGCCAUCGCGCAUGCGGGCGGCAUCGGGCGGAUUCUGUACGCCAUGGACGCCUUCCCCACGUGCCAGGAGAUCCAGCAGUGGGGCACGGGUUCCCUUCGGCACCUGGCGAUUGAGAUCGGGGGCAACCGGCGUGAGGUGAUGGAGGGUGGCGAGAUUCAGCUCACAAUGCGGGGCAUCAACCGCCGCAUGAUCACGAAGUCCGGGGGCAUCGAGCUCCUGGUGAAGAGCAUGCUGGGGUAUCCCGACGACCUGGAGAUUCAGGAGAACGGCUGCGCUGCGCUGUGCAACCUCAUGGCCAACCGGCACGACACCAAGGUGCGAGCGGCCCGCGCCGGCUCCAUCCGGGCCGUCAUUGGCGCCUUGAAGGGCUUCCCCUUCGAGCCCGAGCUCGCCCACAUGGCCUGCGCCGUGCUCCGGAGCCUGGCGCUGGGCGUUCCAGAGAACAAGAUCUCCAUCGUGGCCCAGGGCGGCAUCCGGCAACUCUGUGAGGCCAUGGCGCGGCACCGGAACGAUGCGGAGGUCAACAUGCAGGCCGUUGCGGCCCUGUGCAACCUGACCUCGCAGCUGGCGGAGAACAAGCGGGCCAUCUGCGAGGCGGGCGGCUUGGAGAUGGCCGUGGCGGCGCUGACGGCGCAUCCGCAGAGCCAGGAGCUGCAGCAGCAGGGCUGCGGGCUGCUCCACAACCUGGCUUGCGACCCACAGCUGCGGCCCCAGGUCAGCGCGGCCGGGGGGCUGCAGGUGGCGGCCGCCGCCAUCCAGCACCCGGUGCGCGCGGUGCAGUCCCUGGGCCUCGUGCUCCAGAGGCAGCUCCAGGCCCAGAAGGUGGCCCCGGAGCCCACGGUUCAGGCCAAGGCGAGCCCGGAGAGCCAGAAGCCCGCGGCCUUGGCCAAAGACGCCUCGGAGGGCGGCGUGGACGAGCUCUUCGCCCCGCGCACGCACACCGUGCGCGUGGCGCGGAGCAAGGCGCUGACGCGGCCGCAGCGCAAGGUGAUGGCGGACGUCAUGGCCUCGAUGCGGACGAACCCACGCGAGUGGCUGCCGCGCGAAGGCUCCACGGCUGGCAGCAGCGCGUCGGGCGACGAGUCCAAGGCCUCCCAGGCCUCCAGCGCCAGCGGGGGCGGAAGGUGGACCCUUCGGGAACAGCAGCGGGCGGCCUCCUAUGGCAUUGAGGACUUGGAGGGCGUCUCAGACAUGAGCUCCGACGACGGCGGUGCGCGCAAGGGCUAUGGCGGGGCCUUUGCCUUCGUGAUCCGUCGGGGGAUGGAAAAGCUCGAGGACGCUGGAACCCCAAAGGCGGAGAAGGCGAAGCCGCCACAGGCUGCUCCUCCUCGAGCAAUGGCGACCAAGGAUCCGCAGCUGCCAGUGAGUCACCUGGGUUUGGACCUGGAAUCUCCAACCUCGGCUACGCCCAAAGGCCAGCCCGCCAUCCUGCCCCUGACGGAGCAGAACCUGAGGCGAGCUUCGCAGGACACGAAGGAUGUCCCAGCUGCUGCAGAAAGAAGAGGCCAGGUGUCCUUCGCCACAGACGCGAAGGAGGCCGAUGCCGAGCAGGCCUUGGACACAAGAUCCCAGGCAAGCAGCGAUCAGAGCGAGGGCGGCUGGAUCGAUGACCUCGAUGACCCCCGCCUGGAGAGAAGGGCUCGGAAGCAGCGCCGGCAACUGACCAAGAGCUUGGGCACCAGCUCCGGCAUCCUGGAGGAGGUCUUCGGGGAGGUGGAGCUGGAGGUGCAGCGGCCGGCGAAGCAGCCAAGGAUUCGAAAGCCUGUGGCCAAAACCGACUUUGCACGUGCAUUGCGGAUGUGCGGCGAAGCUCCCCCGGAACGCGUGUCCUUUGCCUGGGAGGAAGCUGUGUCGGCCCGAAGUCUGUAUCGCUGGUCGUCAAGCCAGUUCAACGGCGUUUGCUGGAACAAGAGCGCUGGCAAAUACCGCGCGCGUUUCUGCUUGGAUAACCGGCAACACCAUGUGGGCUCUUUUGUGUCGGAGGUCGAGGCUGCGCAGGCCUGCGACGCAGGCACGGACUCGUGGAUUGUCACGAUAUGGGCAAACUGGCAGGAAGGAAGAGGCGUUCCCCUGCAGCUGAAAUCGGCGAGCUGCCGUGGGAACACUUUCAAGACUUACAAGUUCAACAAAGCAAGAGGAUAUCACGGAAUGCUCCUAGUGCUGGUCGCUCUGGAUCGUGACAUGUUCUGGGCUGUGCCGGGAAAUGUGGUGACACGGUCAUCGCUGAGCGUGACAUUGGGCUCGGCCAGAGAUUCGUCGUGGCGGGUGCAGAACCUUGGUCUUCUGUUAGAGACAUGCUGCAGCAGGUCCACGGACUUUCCCUCGAUCACCCUGGAGGAAGCAUUGCAGCAGUGCAGUUGUUUCCAUCGAGUCGAAGUGCAAGCACACCUGCUUCUGGCAAGGCUGCUUUCUACAGGAAGCUUUCAGCUUCGGAGAUCGUUUCCAAACAGUGCUGCGGUGGAUUCCGUGCUCGCCGGCCAAGGAUUGGAAUGGCGCGUGCAGGAGAAAGCAUCCAAUCUCCGACGCUGCGGCACUUACGCAGCAAAUCUUUCUAAGCACGGAGGGGCGCUCGGGCGCAUUGCAUACACGGACAAUGAUUUCGAUCUGCUGUUGGCUUCGGUCCUGGACAACGGGCGCUUGGCGGGGCUCUUCGUCUUUCCCAUCGAGGUGCUGUCAAGACUCGGAGCUGUCGGCCAGAAGCCCGUGAAGUUGAUUUUGUACCCGCCUUGGAACCUGGCAAAACGAGAGGCCAUCAGAUUGAAACAUGCCUGGCAGCUGGAGUAUUUCGUCGAUCUGCGCGCCUGGGAUGGCGAGGGCCCCCUGUCCGAUGUAAUGAACGAACUGGAUGGCCUUGCAAAGUAUGCUCGCUUGCCGUCCCUGGAUGUUCGGAAGAGCCUCUCAGGGGUGAAGAACCUGGCAGGGCGCGGCACGGGGCAGAAGCGGUCGCUCGAUGACCAGGCGUCGGAGUCCCAGUCCAUCUACGCCGGAGAUGACGUGCAAGAUGUGGGCAAGGCGGAGGUGGCGCUGCUGGGCGCUUUGGGGGAUGCGCUCUCCAAGGCCAAGCAGACCAGGCCGUCCGGCGGCCAGUCGCCGGCCGCGAGCUCCGAAGCUGGCGAUGCGAGCACCGACAUCCGUCUGCGCACCUUGGUCUUUCUUGUUGUUCAAGAGACGAAGUAG